CAUUCCUAAUUCAGAGGCUGCCCCACAAAGACCCAUUUUUUCCAUUUGCAUUAUAGUGUAUAAGUAAGGGAUCAAAUAUUCAAAUCUCCUAGAGCCCUACCAUUACUGUUCAUGACGGUUUGGCUUCUACGAAUUAAUUGGCCUGCAAAGAAGGCGGCCAUUUUUUUCUUCCUUCCUUCAUUAUAACCCCAACCCCUUCCCCUGUUCUGCUUAAUCGAGUCCUAACCCCAUAACACAAAAAAUUGGCUGCAUUGGCCAAGGGAAAACCCAAAAUGGCGUUGAAUUGGACGGGCAGAAUGGUACACGAGGCUGUGAGCUUCGUCGUCUUCUCGUCCCUCGACCUUCUGGAUUUCGUCCUCUGUUUCUUUUACAAGCUGCUGGAUUUCCUGAUCGAGGCAGAGUGGAAGCCCUGUUACUGCACCUCCACGAAAGACGGCAAGAUCUUGUUGUCAGAGCGGGGCGAGUCGAGAAUCGUUUCCCUCGCCUCCGCGAAGCUCGAGCUCGAAGAGGUCUCCGAUACUCUGUUUUCCCGCCCUUCCCUCGUCUCCGAAGUUUCGAAGCUCACUGCUGUCGCCGAGGUCGUCAGCUUCACCGUGAACUCCGCCGCCGUCGUGGAAAUGCUUCAGGGGAAGAUCGGCGGCGGGGGUGGUGAUCGGAUUCGACACGCGCCUCGUUGGUCCGACUGCGACUGUAGAUUCUGCACCAGUUGGAGCUCUUCUGGGACAGAGGAUUUGUUCGUUAGAGUCCAAGGACCAAAAGAUCAUAACAGAGCGAGAGAGGAUGUGUUGUUCAUCCACGGGUUCAUCUCUUCGUCAUCAUUUUGGACGGAGACACUCUUCCCAAACUUCUCGUCGAAAUUAAAAUCGACGCACCGAAUGUUCGCGGUGGAUCUGCUGGGCUUUGGGAGGAGCCCGAAGCCCAUCGACUCGCUGUACACGGUGAGGGAGCAUCUCGAAACAAUCGAGCGGUCCGUGCUGGCACCGCACAAGGUGAGAUCGUUCCACAUCGUGGCCCACUCGCUGGGCUGCAUCCUGGCCCUCGCGCUCGCCGUCAGGCACCCUGACGCCGUCAAGUCCAUCACCCUCCUCGCCCCCCCGUACUUCCCGGUGCCGGAAGGGGUGCCGGCGACGCAGUACGUGAUGAGGAAGCUGGCGCCGAGGCGCGUGUGGCCGACGAUUGCGUUCGGCGCGUCGAUGGCGUGCUGGUACGAGCAUAUUUCGCGCACGAUUUGCCUGCUGAUCUGUAAGCAGCACCGGAUCUGGGAAUUUCUUGCCAAACUGGUCACCAGAAACAGGUUGCCGACGUUCCUGCUGGAAGGGUUCUUCUGCCACACCCACAACGCCGCGUGGCACACCCUCCACAACAUCAUCUGCGGCACCGGCGGGAAGCUCGACGGCUACCUGGACGAUGUCCGCGACCGGCUGAGAUGCCACGUCAACGUGUUCCACGGCCGCGACGACGAGCUCAUCCCGGUGGAGUGCAGCUUCGACGUGCAGCGGAGGGUGCCGCGCGCCCGAGUCAAGGUCGUCGACGGGAAAGACCACAUCACCAUCGUUGUGGGCCGCCAGAGGGCCUUCGCCAGGGAGCUCGAGCAGAUCUGGAGGCGGGCUUCUUCGUCGUUAUCAUGAAAAAUGCUCGAUCCAGUGGAUCGAGGUGGGUGACAAGAGAGAAAGCCCAACCCAACUCACAGGCCCAGAUUGGCUGGUUUUCCAUUGUUAGUUCCACCUAUGUAUUUAUACGUAGUACAACGGUGAUUAAUGAAAGGUUGGGUUGGGUUACUAAUAUGUGUAAAUUUAAUAA
This is a messenger RNA of Linum tenue, 1800 nucleotides long. NCBI's taxonomy places the organism in Eukaryota, Viridiplantae, Streptophyta, Magnoliopsida, Malpighiales, Linaceae. The record is from the annotation of a GenBank genome assembly.